AUGUUUAUGUUGCCAGCACUUUUCCUUCGACUGGCUUUAUUUCUGACUAUACCUGCUGAUAUUGAAAGCAUCAUACAAGAUUCAGUCUUGUUUUCAACGCCAACCAAUUCUUACAAGCAGCUGCAAGAGGAGUUUUUUCUUCAACACAUCAGGCACACAGUAACAACCAGUCCACUUCUGAUUACAAUCUUGAACUUGAUUAAUAAUGAUCAGUUUUUGACAAACUUGAUCUACUCUGUUGUGGACAUUUCUAUAGCAUAUCUUUUGGUAUCUACAAUUGGGAGAUUUACAAAGGUCGAUAGGGAGAGAAUAUUGAAGCUCUACUUGUUCAAUCCUUUGGUGUUACUCUCGUUGGUCAGCAAAACUACCACAAUUUUCAACAACUUGUUCAUAGUUGCGGCCCUCAAUGCACUCACAGUUUCAUGCUAUUGUCUUUCAGCCAUAUUUAUUGCCACAUCUGCCUAUUUCACGUACUACUCUUGGUACCUCAUGGUGCCUAUACUAACUUAUAUCUACAAAGAAACGCAGUGUACUUUAAUUGUGAUUAAAACACUAUUAGUCUUUGCGGCUACCACAGUUGCAAUAAUGUUAUUAACCACACAAAGUAAGGAAGAGUUCUUCACGUACUACAGGGAACUCUCAAGUUUCACUACUAUAACUCCGAAUUUAGGUUUGUGGUGGUACUUUUUCACAGAGAUAUUCGAAUUUUUCCACAAUUUCUUUAUCGUAAUGUUCAAUCUUUACACAUUUGUUUAUGUGAUACCACUAACUCUCAAAUUCCAAGGAAGACAAGAUUAUCGCAAGGGACUUAUUUUUUCCAUUUGGGUUAUUCUUGCUCUUGAAGCUAUCUUCAAACCAUAUCCAGUUAUUGCGGAUCAUAUACUUGUUCACUCUUAUGUACCUCUCUGGAGUCUAUGCUUUCAUGACUUGAAGUUUCCGUUACUAUUAAGUUAUCUUGCGAAUAUGGUACUUUUAUUAAUGCUGCCUACAUUUUACUUUAUGUGGAUUAAUCUGUCAUCAGGAAACGCAAACUUUUUUUAUGCAAUUGGUUUGGUGUUCAGCUUUAUACAGGUGGCUGUGCUCAUGGAUUUCAUAUGGGCGAUGAUUCAAAAUAGUCACCGAGCAUGUUAUGGGUUCUCUAGAAAGAGGCUGACUCAGAUUUAG
Molecule: messenger RNA, 1164 nt
Organism: Komagataella phaffii GS115
Lineage: Eukaryota; Fungi; Ascomycota; Pichiomycetes; Pichiales; Pichiaceae
Product: GPI transamidase subunit
Exons: 1
Coding region: 1-1164 (387 amino acids)
Biological process (GO): protein localization to cell surface; attachment of GPI anchor to protein
Cellular component (GO): membrane; GPI-anchor transamidase complex
Source: RefSeq, a predicted model, not a curated record